Messenger RNA from Notechis scutatus (mainland tiger snake), 2254 nucleotides. It is a transcript of the gene DEAF1, whose product is annotated as DEAF1 transcription factor. NCBI's taxonomy places the organism in Eukaryota, Metazoa, Chordata, Lepidosauria, Squamata, Elapidae. Gene Ontology annotation, molecular function: DNA binding; DNA-binding transcription factor activity, RNA polymerase II-specific. Gene Ontology annotation, biological process: regulation of transcription by RNA polymerase II. Gene Ontology annotation, cellular component: nucleus. The record is from RefSeq and is a predicted model, not a curated record.
CCCUCCACUAAGUGUCUUCGGAUGGAGGACUCGGACUCGGCCGCGAAGCAACUAGGUUUAGCCGAGGCGGCGGCGGUAGCUGCUGCUGCUGCAGUGGCUGCAGCAGCGGCCGCAGCCGCAGAAGGAUCCGAACAGCAGCACGAACACAGAGGACAGGUGCCCGGUUCGGAGGCGGAGCCACAAGAGGAAGAGGAGGUGACGGCUGUCACCGUAAUGGCGGCAGAUGCCGAACACAUUGAGAUGGGAGCCGAAUCCCUACCGAGUGCAGACGAGGCUGCUGCAGCAGCUGCCUUUGCAGAAGUAACCACAGUAACAGUAGCCAAUGUGGGUGCCUCUGCAGACAAUGUAUUCACUACUUCUGUGGCAAAUGCAGCAUCAAUCUCAGGACAUGUAUUGUCUGGAAGAACAGCUCUUCAGAUUGGGGACAGCUUAAAUGCUGAAAAAGCCACUCUGAUUGUGGUUCACACGGAUGGCACCAUUGUGGAGAGUGCAGGUCUGAAGGGGCCAUCUGCAUCUCUUACUACAGGAUCUCAGUCCCCCACUACUCAGUUAACAUCUGGUCAAGAAAAAAGUGGGACAAAAUAUAACUGGGACCCUUCAGUGUAUGAUAAUGAACUGCCUGUGCGAUGUCGAAAUAUCAGUGGGAUAUUGUACAAAAACCGACUUGGUUCAGGUGGUCGAGGUCGCUGUAUUAAGCAAGGGGACAACUGGUACAGCCCCACUGAAUUUGAAGCUAUGGCUGGAAGAGCCAGUAGCAAAGACUGGAAAAGAAGUAUCCGUUAUGCUGGGAGGCCAAUACAGUGCCUUAUUCAUGAUGGAAUACUAAAUCCCCAUGCGGCCUCAUGCACUUGCGCUGCGUGUUGUGAUGACAUGAGUUUGAGUGGUCCCAUAAGACUGUUUGUCCCCUAUAAAAGAAGAAAAAAAGAGAAUGAAUUGCCUACAACUCCAGUGAAGAAGGAUUCUCCCCAAAACAUCACCCUGCUUCCUGGAACUGCUGCCACCACAUUCACUGUGACUCCUUCAGGACAGAUUACAACUUCGGGCACUUUGACCUUUGAUCGUACAGCAGCUGUGGAGGCCACAGCUAUUAUCUCAGAAAGUCCAUCCCAAGGUGAUGUUUUCACUGGUACCACUGUGCAAGAUACAAGCCUUCAGCAGCAACCUUGUCAGGUCAAUCAUCCAGAGCCUCACUAUCCAAGUUAUCAAGACAGUUGUCAGAUCUCCUCAUUCCCCGAAGCAGCUUUGCCAACUUCUCACCCCAAAAUUGUGUUGACCUCACUCCCUGCCCUGGCGGUGCCACCUGCUACCCCCACUAAGACAAUGUCCUCUUCUGUGAUGAAUGGACUUGAAAUGACAGAACAACGGAACUGGCUUUACCUAGAGGAGACUGUCAAUUCUCUGCUUAACACAGCUCGGCAGCUGAAGACGCUGAUCGAACAAGCUAAGCAGGCCAGCUCUUCCUACAGAGAAGCUGCUGUUUCCCAAGCAAAACUUCAAGCUGAUGCAGAAAGGAAAGAGUAUCAGAGUCAGUUAUUUCAGCAUACAGAAGAUGUUGAUGGAAAAACCGAAAUUAUUAUUAAGCAAUCCUGUGUAAACUGUGGCCGGGAGGCAAUGAAUGAAUGCACCGGUUGCCAUAAAGUCAAUUACUGCUCAACGUUCUGUCAACGGAAGGUAUCACACCCCUUAUGAAUACAGUUGUCCUGCAGAGCUGAAGAAGCAAGUGCCCAUGAUUGGAAAGACCAUCAGCAUAUGUGUGGGCAGUCACCCGCAGUAACUGUUCAGACAGAAGAAGAUCAUGAUACAGAUAAUGUGAUUGAAAAAGUUAUUGUCUAAAACCUUCUUUCUUCCAAUUUCAUGGAUUGUGUGGUGCAGCAAACUGGCUGGACCAGCAAUUCUUCUGUGAUAAAUAAAACAAAACAAAACAAAACAUAAAUAAAACCCUUCACAGAGAGGGUGAAGGCAUAGUAUUACUUGCAUGUUGCUGGCCAACAUAUGAAUUUUCUCUAACCAAGCAAAAAAUUAAACCUUAAGGGGACAAGAGCAUCAAGGAACUCCACUGUUUUAAGGGAACUUCAGAAGUUGAUGGAUCUUUUCAAGCAUUUCUACAAAGCUGCUAUAAAACAAAUGGGUAUAUUCAAUUGCUCUGAUGGAUUAUGGGUAUUCUUUGAAGUAUUUUGAAAAUGUUAUUUAAAGCAGCUUCUGGGUCUGCAUCCUUUUAAGAUUCUUCUGAUGAGGCUUCAAUAAUGAUAACAGC